Cryptomeria japonica (Japanese cedar) is the source of this 1523-nucleotide messenger RNA. Its product is annotated as galactinol synthase 4-like. The record is from RefSeq and is a predicted model, not a curated record. Gene Ontology annotation, molecular function: glycosyltransferase activity. Bases 65 to 1150 code for a protein of 361 amino acids. Lineage: Eukaryota; Viridiplantae; Streptophyta; Pinopsida; Cupressales; Cupressaceae. The transcript has 3 exons.
UCUCUCACAUUGUUUGCAAUACUUACAAAGACAUUUUCUUUUCGGAUUUGUUAAAGUACUGAUCAUGGCUACACAGUUUCCUUGUGAAAUCUUUGCCGCAAAGAUGGCCUCGCCUAAUUGCGGGUACUCAAAAAGAGCUUACGUUACAUUCCUGGCUGGAUCAGGAGAUUACAUUAAAGGUGUAAUCGGCCUUGCCAAAGGACUGAGGAAGGUCAAGAGUUUGUAUCCUCUGGUCGUGGCGGUCUUACCAGAUGUUCCACACGACCACAGGUUGCAAUUGCGUAAGCAGGGUUGUAUCGUUAGAGAGAUCGAGCCCAUCAAUCCUCCAGAGAAUCAAGUCCAGUUCGCCAUGGCCUAUUAUGUUCUCAAUUACUCCAAAUUGCGCAUUUGGGAGUUCGAGGAGUUCAGCAAAAUGGUUUAUCUGGAUGCCGACAUUCAAGUCUUUGACAAUAUUGAUAAUUUAUUCGACAUGCCAGAUGGGUAUUUUUAUGCUGUCAUGGACUGUUUCUGUGAGAAGACAUGGAGUCAUACUCCUCAAUAUAAGAUUGGAUACUGCCAGCAGUGCCCCGACAAGGUGACGUGGCCUGCUGAGUUGGAGCAAGAGCGCCCUGCUCUGUAUUUCAAUGCCGGAAUGUUUGUGUUUGAACCCAGUAAAUUAACCCUCGAGAACAUGCUGGAAUCUCUCAUGUCCACCCCUCCAACGCCCUUUGCAGAGCAGGUAUUUCAUAUUUGCUUUGUUUUAUCCUUGCAAACGGAACUAAUUUUCCAGAUCCUGAUAUUGACCACAGUAACCCCUGUUUCUUUGCAGGAUUUCUUGAACAUGUAUUUUCAGCAGGUGUACAAACCAAUCCCUUUGACGUACAAUCUAGUGCUGGCUAUGUUAUGGCGCCAUCCGGAGAAUGUCGACAUUGAGAGUGUCAAAGUCGUGCAUUAUUGUGCUGCGGGUUCGAAACCGUGGAGGUUCACCGGCAAGGAGGAAAACAUGGAGAGGGAAGAUAUCAAGACAUUGGUGGACAAAUGGUGGGAAAUCUUCAAUGACGAAUCGCUUGAGUUGAGAUCAAAUGGCGGAAAUGCAGAGGAGAAGAGGAGAUAUGAAGCGGAACAAGUCUUUCCUCAGGCCCACGUAUUGCCUGCUCCACCAGCAGCCUGAGAAAAACUAAUCUCAUGCUGCAUUAUAACAAUAUGUAAAUUACAAAACAAAGUGAUGAAUUUGCCAAUAGUAAGCCAGUAGCAGCCCUUGUUUUAUUCAAACAUAUUACAUACUGACAGAGAGAAAAAAACAAACAAAUUGUUUUGAUUUUUUGGGGGAAAGGAUGCGCACGGCCGCCUAUGCUUUCUUUCCUCGAUAAAAAUUUACCAUAUCUUACUGUAAAAUUCAUAAAUAUUACAUUCAUCCUUAGCCCAUUCAAUCAAAUGCCAUUUGAAUUGGAAGAUUCUUUUGUAAUUUUACCAUGAUUGCCAAAUGAGCUCGGCAAUUUCACAUUCGUAAGUUCAAAUAUAAUUUAUCUGAUUGGUGUUUUUUU